AUGCAGUGUGAAUUCCCCGACGAAGACAUUAUGGUGGUGCUUCAGGAGGAAGAAACACCAAAAGAAGGAAAAUGGAUCAUGUUGUUUGAUGGAGCAUCCAACGUACUAGGGCACGAGAUUGGAGCUAUUUUAAUUUCCCCAGAAAAACAAUACAUCCCAAUCAUAACAAGCUUGUGCUUUGAAUAUACAAGUAAUGUGGCAAAGUAUGAAGUAUGUACUUUGGGGCUUCAGGCAACCGUAGAAUCAAAAGUUAAAAAACUUAAAGUCUAUGGUGACUCGACCUUGGUCAUUAACCAAUUGAAUGGUGAAUGGGAAACUCAAGAUGCCAAGCUAAUUCCUUAUCAGACUUACAUUAAGGAAUUGAUGAAGCAAUUUGAGGAAAUUUCUUUUGAUCAUAUCAUUCAGGAAAAUAAUCAGUUGGUGGAUGCAUUAGCCACCUUGUCCUUUAUGUUUGCAUUGAGCGAGGAUGAAGACAUGCCACACACAAAGAUCCAAUGUUGUGGAAAACCAGCAUAUUGUCAUUUGGUAGAGGAAGAGUUAGAUGGAAAACCGUGGUACUAUGACAUCAAGAAAUAUAUCAAAAGUCGAGAAUAUUCACCAAGUGAUUUAGAGAAUGAUAAGAGAACCUUGAGAAGGUUAUUAAUGAAUUUCUUUUUGAAUUGA
Glycine soja is the source of this 663-nucleotide messenger RNA. RefSeq lists its product as uncharacterized. The transcript has a single exon. The coding region runs from base 1 to 663 and encodes 220 amino acids. Gene Ontology annotation, molecular function: RNA-DNA hybrid ribonuclease activity; nucleic acid binding. NCBI's taxonomy places the organism in Eukaryota, Viridiplantae, Streptophyta, Magnoliopsida, Fabales, Fabaceae. The record is from RefSeq and is a predicted model, not a curated record.